AUGAGCUCCCCAAUUCAACUAGACGUUGGAGGCACUCUAUUCAAGACUAGUAAAUCUACGUUGACAAGAUUCGAUGGAUUUUUCAAAACAAUGCUGGAGACAAAUGUUCCGAUUGAACGAAACCAGUCCGGUCAUAUUUUCAUUGAUCGUGACCCCACUCACUUCCAAGUCAUUCUCAAUUUUAUGAGAGACAGUGACGUGGAUCUUCCUGAUUCCUAA
Messenger RNA from Caenorhabditis remanei, 219 nucleotides. RefSeq lists its product as uncharacterized. Gene Ontology annotation, biological process: protein homooligomerization. The transcript is spliced from 2 exons. The record is from RefSeq and is a predicted model, not a curated record. Lineage: Eukaryota; Metazoa; Nematoda; Chromadorea; Rhabditida; Rhabditidae. Gene Ontology annotation, molecular function: protein binding. Bases 1 to 219 code for a protein of 72 amino acids.